This is a messenger RNA of Symbiodinium sp. CCMP2592, 1656 nucleotides long. Lineage: Eukaryota; Dinophyceae; Suessiales; Symbiodiniaceae. The record is from the annotation of a GenBank genome assembly.
AUGGACCUCGAAGCAAGUCGAUCACCAACUUCCUCGGUGAUCCCUGCGUCGCCCAAGACGACAACGAGCAGCCCUUCCAGCGACUCCUUCGCAAAGGCAGAAGCAAACGGUCAAUACGAGUUCGCCAUCUCCGAUCCCAGGAACUGUGGCAUAACUCUGCACUAUGUCGCAACCGGCUUUACAUCGGGGGCUGCCAAUGCCAUCCUCUUCAAUGUCCUUGCAGGCUACCUGAAUGUCCCCAGUGACAACAUCAAGGCUGGAGCAAAUCUUGCGGAGCUUCCCAGCGUCUUCUCCGUUCUACUGGGCAUUCUGAGUGACUCUCGGCCAAUUUGUGGCCUGCGGCGUCGUCCUUACAUGGCUGGAGGUUGGCUCUUGGCUGCUGCUUGCUGUUUCUUCCUGAUGGGAAUGGGCCUCCCAGCCCCGUACUACUGCUUCAGCUCCGCAGACGAAAGGUACCAGUAUGACCAGCCCCCUUGCAAUCCCGACGCUGUCGAGUUCUACGUGCCCCUCAUGGCUUGCGUCUGUAUUGCGCAAGUGGGCAUCACAGCGGCCAGUGCAGCAGCCAACGGGCUCAUGGUGGAGUAUGCGAAGGCAGAGCCGGCGGAGCGUCGCGGUCGUGCACAAACUUUGCUUCAGAUGGUCCACAUGGCCGGUUAUUUCGUCUCUCUGACGAUAGUAGCUUUCGGCUUCAAUGGGCGUAUGUUCACAGGCAGCUUCAGUCAGCAAAAUCAGCUUAGCUAUCAGCAAGCUGUGGCCAUUCUUGCUGUGAUGUGCCUCGUGACAGGUGUUUCCUGUAUCUUCAACGUUCAAGAGCGACCUGGGGGAAGAUCUUCGAUUCGAGGGUAUUGCCGAUCUUCAUGGCAUCUAUUGGAAAGCAAGGCCUUCUGUGCCGUUGCCCUUUUCUUCUUCGCAAACACGAGUAUCUUCAAUCUCAGCACUACUGCGAGAACGUGGGUGGCAUUGGAGUGGGCGAAGACCGAAAACAUGCAGCGGCAGAUUUCUGGCAUGUUGGCAGCUGUUCUCAGUUUUGUCGGAUGCUGGCUCACUCAAAAGUGGUUUCUGGGAGUGAGCUGGCGGAAAAUUAUAUGCGCAACUGGCGUCUUGACCUCAGUUUUCGACUCCAUUCCGCAGUUCUGCACGAUCUUCGAUGUGUUCCGGAACCAGUACUUUUAUCUUGGCGAGCCUCUCACACAGAACGUGCCUCAAGCCAUGUCAGCACUCGUCACCACUUUCCUGAUCAACGAGCUUGCCGACGACAGCAACUGCGCAUUGGUGGCCGGUCUCAUGAACACGAUUCCAGCGGUGGGGCAACAGCUGUCCGUCCUCCUUUCGAAUCAGGUCUUUUCUAUGUUCACCCCAGAUCUCGCUGUCAGGAGGAACUAUGUCGAGGAUACGCCGGAGUUUCGCUGGACGGUGGCCUCGUCUUUUCUGCUAUCCUAUACCAUGUCAUUGCUCUGUUUCUUGACGCUGCCGCUGCUGCCUAGGCAGAAAGCACAAGCGCAAGAACGCAAAGAAACGUGGUCUCGUAGACCGUUGUUCGCAUUCUUGGCCACGGCGAUUCUUGGACUCGCCCUGCUCUACACGCUGAUCGGUGACCUUCUCGUUCUGAGUCCUUCCCUGACUUGCCAUCGCUUCCUCGGUGGGCAGGGCUGCUGA